AUGAGUGACGAUGAUCGUGAUAGUGACCAAGUGUCAGUGGACGAAUUGACAAAACGGUUUGUGCCGCUGCGUUGCAUCGAAGACUUUCAGAUGACAGUCGCAGCUGAAAAGGAAUGUCUCUGUGCAGUCGUUGUGACCUCGUUUCUAUGUCCGUUUAGUGCCAAGUUCCUACCUCCCUUCCAGGAGAAGCUUGUGAUGUCUCAGAAGCCACAAGUUCGACGUGUACGUUACUUCCAUGUCUCUCUGGUUCCAGAGGAGAAAACCGAUAUUUCAGAGUUGCUCAAGAAUGACCCCGUGUUUAUCGCCACCAAGCGAGCUCCCACUGAGUUACAGAAGCAGCAAUUACGUAAGCAAGCCUAUGACAACUUGUUGGAACUGUUAAUCAUGCUUGAGGUCCGAAGUACCCCUUGCAUGCUUUUCUUUGUGGAAGGUAAAAUAUUACGAGUGAAUGAUGAAGUCUCGGAUGCACCACGAGUAAUCGCUACUGGGAGUUCCUUGCGAAAGUGGGAAAUGGUAUUGCAGAAUGCGGUAGUACGACGUAAUGAAUUAAUGCGUGAGUAUGAUGCAGCACAACGAAAAGAACGGCGACGUAUCGAGAGAGAAAAGCGACGUGAAGCGAGGAGACGUGCGAGAGCAGAAGAAGCAGAAGAAGAUGAAGAGGAUUAUUAA
Molecule: messenger RNA, 669 nt
Organism: Trypanosoma theileri
Lineage: Eukaryota; Euglenozoa; Kinetoplastea; Trypanosomatida; Trypanosomatidae
Exons: 1
Coding region: 1-669 (222 amino acids)
Source: RefSeq, a predicted model, not a curated record